Oncorhynchus kisutch (coho salmon) is the source of this 1588-nucleotide messenger RNA. It is a transcript of the gene lg11h8orf89, whose product is annotated as linkage group 11 C8orf89 homolog. Bases 405 to 1301 code for a protein of 298 amino acids. Lineage: Eukaryota; Metazoa; Chordata; Actinopteri; Salmoniformes; Salmonidae. The record is from RefSeq and is a predicted model, not a curated record. The transcript is spliced from 8 exons.
UACUAUGUAAAUCGUUUGGACUGGGGCAUGGUGAUUGAGGCGACAGCAUUGUGCCAGCAACCAAAAGGUUGCAAGUUCAAAUCCUUGAGCUGACAAGGUAAGCUGACAAAGCUGCCCCCUGAACAAGGCAUUUAACUCACUGUUCCUAGGCCGUCAUUGAAAAUAAGGAUUUGUUCUUAACUGACUUGCCGAGUUAAAUAAAGGUCAAAUUAAAUGUCAGGCCUGCUGCUUGGCCAUCCACAGCCCGUAGCCAUGGAAACCACAUGAUUCAAUACGCCACGUAGCCUCUAGUGGGCUUUCUCAAGCUCUCCGCUGCUUAAGUUUUUAAUUCGUCUUUUUUGUUAACAUGGCUAAUUAUUUAGUUAGUUUAUGAGUUUGGAAUAUCGGUGCGUCGUAUUAGCGUGAUGCACCCCACAGCCAGCCCGAAGGUGAUCACACUAGCGGCUUCUCUCAGCACCGCCGGGGACUUGACGCAGUUGGGCCAAGGCCGCUAUGGACCGCUCUCCGUUCGUCAUUGUCCGGGGUUACAAAUACCAGGAGGAAGGCUGGCCGGAGUCAAGCCGAUUCAUGUCCAUACAUUAAGGAGAAAAUGCCCUCUGGGCGACUCCAGGGACCGAAAGGAUUCCACCUGGAAUGUAGAGGGGUCUACUUCCUCCUUCCUGGGCAGAGAGGCGUCUCCGUUGUCCCGGCUGGGCACCUCGGAUAAUAACUACCCAGAGAAAGACAUCUCUGAGAGACCCUUUCGGUUUGAUAAGACAUGGAAGAAUGACAGCAGGAUGUAUCCCAAGUGUGAUUUCCGAGAUGAGCGUCCCAUGAAGCCUAGCGGCUCCAUCCCUCCCCUGCCCAGAGACUACCAGAUCCACCGGUCGGGCCACCUCCACCACUAUACCCUCCACAAGGAGCUUUCCCAGGCCCCUGCUCGCCCCUGCGCCUUUGGCUCUUAUGAAGCGUAUGACCUGACGUCAGUUCCUGCCAUCCUGCUGCCUGCUGCAGCCUCGCUCAAUGGAAGAAACCCCUUCUCUACAGAAGGCUACAAGAACAGACCAAGAGUAAAUAACAGAACCUGCAGUCUUUUCACAAUAGGAGCUAAUCAGAAAUGCCUACCUGCUACCUGCAAUGUCCGACUGUCGAUAGCCCACUCAUCUCAAACACACGCAGCCCAGUCGUACCCAGACCCGGUAAGCGGAGCCCCGUCAGCCUCAAUCAUCCAGAGGCUGUCUGAGAUCGCUUCUCUGGAGGGAGAGACGGUCAGGCAGGAGAAGAUCAAGAAGAUUAAGAAGAACAGGAGACUGGACUCCUGACAAAACCUGUCUAUCAGCCAAUCAGAGAGCAGAGGUCACAGUUAAAGGCUGUGACCCCAUACGCAGUGCCAAUGCCGCCCGAACAAAUAAAACAUUUUAGGGAAAUAUAAACCUUUUUGUUGUUUUAAAUAUAAUCUAACUGUGUAAAAGCUUGUUGGUGCUAUGUAAUAGCAAAGUGUAAUUCAAUACUGUGACUUAUACUACUGUUCAAAAUUUGGGGUCACUUAAGACUUGUCCUUGUUUUUGAAAAUAUUUUUGAAUUUUUUUUUGUCCAUUAAAAUAACAUC